Messenger RNA from Pelobates cultripes (western spadefoot toad), 40942 nucleotides. The record is from the annotation of a GenBank genome assembly. NCBI's taxonomy places the organism in Eukaryota, Metazoa, Chordata, Amphibia, Anura, Pelobatidae.
CCGGAAGUCCCUCCUAGGUGCUGUCACUUCCGGUAGUAGGUGACAGCCAUCUUUGCGGUGAUUUGCCGGGAGGGGGUGUCUCCGCCAUAGACGGUAAACAUCUGAGCCAUCCGCGGAGCCUGAGCCCAGGGACCGGACAGCGCGUCUUCUACACAGGUAACGCUUCCCGCUGGCGGCGCCAUUUGCGGUUUACAUGCGGGGCUGGGGCGAGGGGGGGGCCGGGUAGGAGCCGGAAAUGGGCGACCAGCUGAUGGUAGACAAGCGACAAACUCCUCCCAUAUGGGGGGGGAGACAGCUGGGGGGCUUCACAGCCCGGUCAUACCUGCCAGGACCCUGCAAAUCAAUAGAGAGCCGGUAUCUGUGUCUCCAUGUGACCUACUGCUCAUUGAUAUGUAGGGGCAGCCAUGGCCAGCUGUGGGGGGGACACACUAUAUAACCAGACUGGGUCAUAUGGCACAGGCAGCUUGCUGGGGUAAUACACUAUUAUUAGUCACCUGGGUUUGACCGGUGCAGACUAGUCCCCUCUCCUAAAUGUCACAGCCCUCCCCCCUCCUCGGUGGUAUUUACAUCAAUUAGUAUAAUUGUUACUGUACUGCAUAGUAUAUUUGUAGUAAUUGUUAUUUACAUUAACCUGCGGUAGUUUUACCCUGCAUAAUACACACCUGUUUGAGUGCAAUGCUAAUCCUUAGAGUGGCUCUGACUGGCUGAACGAUUCACUCCAUGUUGUUUUUUUUCUUUCUAUAAAUAGAUCUCUGACUUCAGGCAUUGCAACUUCUAAUUUGCCUAUAGAUUUUGAAUGAAUUAAUAGUUAACCCCACUGGAAAACAUGUUGUUAGCUACACUACAGUUGCAUGUGCAGUGGUGUGUAUAUAAGGUCACCAUUUUAUGGUAAAAAAAAAUAUUGCAGUGACCACAUACAAAUCAUUCAAGGUAUAUUUACAUUUUAAGUUGCUUGCACAAUCUGUACUACUAGUUCUAGAUGACAUGGUUUCCAUCAGGAGCUUUCCGUUCUGGAUUUGCAUACGACCUUGUCUAGAAGAAAAAUAACUAAUUCUGUACCAACAGUCUUUUUUUAAAUAUGUGUGUGAAUUGGGGAGCGACCAGUAUUGAUUUUAUUUUUUUUAGAGCCGAUACCGAUAAUCUGUGAACUUUAGUGCCGAUAACUUACCGAUAUUCUGUACAUUUACCAUAUUGAAAAAAUAAACGAUUACUAAAGGUAAAUGCACAAAAUAUACAUGCCAUGUGUAGUGGAUACAGUGUGUUUAGACAGUGGAGCUGUCUGUAUUUGUGUAGUGUGUGUGUGUAUAUAAUGAAUGCAGAGUGUGUUUGUGUAGUGUGAAUACUGAAUGCAGUGUUUUUGUGUGUGUGUAUAUAAUGAAUGCAGAGUGUGUUUGUUGUGUAGUGUGUAUAGUGAAUGCAGUGUUUUGUGUAGUGUGUGUGUGUGUGUGUGUAUAUAGUGAAUGUAGUUUGUGGUGUGAGUAAAGUGAAUGCAGUGUGUGUAUAUAUACUAAAUGCAAAGUUUGUGUAGUGUGUGUGUGUGUGUGUGUAUAUAAUGUAGCGUGCAUUAUGUAAACACACUACACAAACACACACACUGCGUUAUAUACACACUACACAAACACACACACUGCAUUCACUAUACACACUACACAAACACACACACUGUAUUAUAUACACAGUGUGUUUGUGUAGUGUGUGUAUAUAAUGCAGUGUGUUUCUGUAGGUAUGUAAUUUGGGGGGAGGGAGUAUUUUUUUAUUUACAUAUAUUUAAAAUGUUUAUUUUAUUUUUUUAGUCCCCCAUCCCUGCUUGUUAACUGGCCAUGGAGGGGGGAUAUGCCAUUCCCUGGUGGUCCGGUGGCAUGGAAAGUACAGAAGGGGCCUGCAUCAAGUGCUUGCUUACCUUCGCAGCAGCUCCUUUCAACUCCCUGUAUAAAUCCCACGGCCAGUGUGCGAAACGUUGCCAUGGUAACCUGUGGCAACACUCUGACGGCCGCGGGACUCGCAAGAUUUACACAGGGAGCUGCUGGGGAGGUAAGUAGGCGCUUGCUGCGGGCCCCCCCAGGACCUCCGGACUUGUAAUAGCCCCGGCGGUCCUGGUAUGUAUUAUUGGCCGAUAACAAAAAUACCGAAGAUCAGCCAGACCGAUAAUCGGUCGAUCCCUAGUGUGAAAAUAUAAUGUGCAAAUUGUGAAUGGGUAUUUCCAGUUCAGUUAUUGUGGCCUAAAAGGGACACUGUAGGCAUCUAGACUACUUCAGCUCAUUGAAGUUGUCUGGGUGCUGUGUCCCUUUUGAACUUAGUGUUGCAAUAUAAAACAUUGCAGUUCCAGAGAAACUGCAAUGUUUACAUUGCAGCACUAAGUCUGCCCUCUGUGGCUGUCUACCAGACAACCACUGGGGGCGCUUCCGGAAUCCAAACUAACUUUUGGUCCGUUAUCUGACGCUGGACAUCCUUGCGCUGUGCAUUCAAUGCAUUCAAUGGGUAUGUCUAAUGUGGAUGGAGCCUGACCCAGUGCCGAGGGACAUCUGCGCUAGAUUUAGGUAAGUGGCUGAAGGGGGGCUAUUAACCCUACAAUGCCAAGAAAACAUCUUUGCUUUUUUGGCACUAUAGGAUCCCUUUAAUACAUCAAAAGAACCACUACAGCUUAAUGUAGUGGUUCUGGUGUCUAUAGCAUGUUCCUGCUUUACAUUGUAAUGUGCCUAGUAACACCUCUGCUGGCAGUCACUCGGAUUUCCACUAGAGGUGCUUUCUAUCCCUCCAUGCAUGGUCCCCAUAGAGAUGUAUUCAUGCAGUCUAGUAUGAGGAAUCACUGAUUGGCGCAGCGUUUUGCUGUGCAUUCGCAAUUGCCUCCCAAUGAUUUGGCUAAGAUCAAGAUUGAGCAAGGGUAAAGGUAGCAUUCCAAAGACUGUGGGAACCAUUAGACAAUAGCAUAGUGGGAUCCAGUGAGGACAGGUAGGAGAGUAGAUGCGGCCUAGCCACGGAGAUCCCCUUCUCACGAAGGACAUAACUAUCGCAUUGAAAACAUAGGAGCCCUCCACCGUCCCCCAUCUUCUCCCCCUCUCCUCCCCUCCCAUCUAUACUUUACCUCUUCCUGAUGCUAUAUUUUAUCUCUAUUUUCUUCCUUAGAACUUUCUAUCCUCUCUUUCCUUAUUUUCUUCUUUUUAUUUUUUUUUUUUGUGCUUCCCUGCCUUUCAAGGGAAGGAUUCUCUCUUUUAAUUUUUCUUCAAUUUAUCCCAGGCAUGAUCAAAAUAAUGGAGGAAUAAGGAAACCUAAGGGCUAAUGGGCAGUUGUUAGGGUAGGGCUCCUUAUGUUUGUCUGAAUGCCUGUUUAAAAAAACACAAAAACCCUCGAUGGGAGACAUGUCUCAAAAGAGUAAAGAAUUGGUAUCAAAUGGUUCACCUGAAGCGCAUUAUGUUUUCCAUAAAUAAUACUUAUGUUGGCUUCUGCGUAAGCCUAAAAGUUCAUUGUACACUUGUUAUUUUUAUCGAGUGCUAAAGAACUAAAAAAAAAAAAAUCAAAAAAAAAAAAUCAAGAUUGAUCUUAGCCACAGAGGUGGAGCCAGCUACAGCUUUGGGAAAAAAAGGUGAGUAAAAUCACCUUUUCAACACGAUCUGAGCAGGGCUAGUCACCUAAACAGCCACAUCAGGACUAUAAUGUCAGGAGUAUGUUUGUGUUCAUAACACUAUAGUAUCCCUUUAAAUUUUAAUUUCACUUUGAGUUCCUGACAUUUCUCACAUUAGUAAGUAAUCCUUUAAGAGAGUACAUUUCAAUGGUCCCUUCUUAAAGGAAUGCUUUAAGCACCUUAACCCAGCAUGCUGUGUCUGGAUGUCCAUUUACAUAUUGUAAGUUAGAAUGAUGUCUUCUUACCUCUGGGUCUGCUGGGUGCCGUUUCUCACCUCCACUAACUCUCUGCUAUGGAGCUUCUUUUGGCUCUCCUGAGCUAAACCAGGCAGUGUAGGGAUUGCUCAUUGGCUGAGAGCAUCAUCUGAUUGCUCUUAUCCAAUGAACUAAGCCCUGUACUGACGAUCAUGGCUCAGACAGAAAGCUUUGGGCUGUCUAGUUGAUGUAGUGGAGUUGGGUAACUGCAUCUGCCAUGCUCCCCUCUUAAGAUGUAAGUGAUUACCGGGGGAAGGGUAUGGUGCUUGCAGUGUUUCUUUUAUAAAGGGUCAUAGAAAUAUAUUCAUUUUUCAAAAUUUCCAAAUAUUAUUUAUUUUUUAAUUUUUGUCCCCACAAUUAUCCCUACAGCAUUUACAUAGUGACUUGUUUCCCAUUACAUAACAGCAGAACAGCAGAUUCUUUAUUGCUCGUUGUGCAAAGACUAUUUGAGUACCAUGCUCCAGUAUUUUUGUGUAACUGCUUAAAGCUGCUUAACAAAAAUGGGGGCCCUCCCAGCAUCAAAAGUCUGAUCUUGUGUUUGGCGCCUGAAUAAUAUGGGUGUUUCAACUCUACAUUAUCCUUGGACAGCAAUAAUAGACUAAUCACAGGCAAGGACCCAGACUUGAGGUACUAGGAAAGCCCUAUUUAUUAUAUAACUGCUUAAAAUAGUUUGACAAUAUACAGGGAAGGUGCACUGCAUGCAACGACUCUUUGCACCAUAACCUAAAUGAUAGUUAUAGGUCUUAGAGUUCUUCUUUUUUAAUUUCUAGAUAAAAGGACCAAAAAAUCUAAAAAAAUAAAAUAAAAAUUGCCUUAUGUAACAUGCAAUAUAGCUAACCCUCUGAAGACUGUUCUUGAUAAUUUGGUGCUAAAACACUUUGUCAGCUCCAAGCCUCAAAGGCAGAAGAACAAGUGCCCCCACUGGAUAUAUGGGUCUUACUCAGGGACAGGAACAGUGAGCCAAGAGAGAUGAUCUGUAAAGGCGAAAAGAUUAAAGGGACACUAAAGGCACCCAGACAACUUCAGUUUAUUGAAGUGGUCUGGGUGCAGUGGGGGAUGAAAACCAAUUUUUCAUGUUUCUUUAACGCAGUGUUCGAUAAAUCCCAGGCGCAAUGGCGAUUAGAAAUUUUCUCCUGAGAUGUGUUAGCCGGUGAGUUGCGGCACAGGCAGAUGGACAGCGGAGGAGGAGGCCGGCUAUAUGGAACAGAGAUAGGGAGGGAGCUGUAAUUUUCCUGCUCUGCUUCCUCUCACACACUACAGUGAUGAUGGGAGCCAGACUAUGAUGUCACUACGGCCCCUGCAUUACUAAAAUGUGCGGGAUAGAAAACAGAGCAGGGAGGUUACAUCAGCCCCACUGAACCCCAGGGAAAGCCUGUCCACUCCAGCUUACCCAAAGGUAGGGUAGCUGGGUGGAUUUAAAUUGAAAUAAUAAAAAAUAUAUAUUUUUAUGUUUGUGUGAGUGUCUGUCUGCCUGUGAGAUUUUGUCUGUCUGUCAGUGUGUCUCUGUUUAUGUAACCGGCCCAACUCUGAUUUUACUCGCAUUUUUCCCCUCACCGUGGCUGGCCCCACCUCCAUGGCUGAGAUAAUCAAUGUCGAUGAUAUCAGCCAAGCCAGUGCUGUCCCAUAUGAAAGCAUUGGGAGGCUAUUGCUUGUGCUCUACAGGGAGUGCAGAAUUAUUAGGCAAGUUGUAUUUUUGAGGAUUAAUUUUAUUAUUGAACAACAACAACCAUGUUCUCAAUGAACCCAAAAAACUCAUUAAUAUCAAAGCUGAAUAUUUUUGGAAGUAGUUUUUAGUUUGUUUUAGUUAUAGCUAUGUUAGGGGGAUAUCUGUGUGUGCAGGUGACUAUUACUGUGCAUAAUUAUUAGGCAACUUAACAAAAAACAAAUAUAUACCAAUUUCAAUUAUUUAUUAUUACCAGUGAAACCAAUAUAACAUCUCAACAUUCACAAAUAUACAUUUCUGACAUUCAAAAACAAAAACAAAUCAGUGACCAAUAUAGCCACCUUUCUUUGCAAGGACACUCAAAAGCCUGCCAUCCAUGGAUUCUGUCAGUGUUUUGAUCUGUUCACCAUCAACAUUGCGUGCAGCAGCAACCACAGCCUCCAGACACUGUUCAGAGAGGUGUACUGUUUUCCCUCCUUGUAAAUCUCACAUUUGAUGAUGGACCACAGGUUCUCAAUGGGGUUCAGAUCAGGUGAACAAGGAGGCCAUGUCAUUAGAUUUUCUUCUUUUAUACCCUUUCUUGCCAGCCACGCUGUGGAGUACUUGGACGCGUGUGAUGGAGCAUUGUCCUGCAUGAAAAUCAUGUUUUUCUUGAAGGAUGCAGACUUCUUCCUGUACACUGCUUGAAGAAGGUGUCUUCCAGGAACUGGCAGUAGGACUGGGAGUUGAGCUUGACUCCAUCCUCAACCCGAAAAGGCCCCACAAGCUCAUCUUUGAUGAUACCAGCCCAAACCAGUACUCCACCUCCACCUUGCUGGCGUCUGAGUAGGACUGGAGCUCUCUGCCCUUUACCAAUCCAGCCACGGGCCCAUCCAUCUGGCCCAUCAAGACUCACUCUCAUUUCAUCAGUCCAUAAAACCUUAGAAAAAUCAGUCUUGAGAUAUUUCUUGGCCCAGUCUCGACGUUUCAGCUUGUGUGUCUUGUUCAGUGGUGGUCGACUUUCAGCCUUUCUUACCUUGGCCAUGUCUCUGAGUAUUGCACACCUUGUGCUUUUGGGCACUCCAGGGAUGUUGCAGCUCUGAAAUAUGGCCAAACUGGUGGCAAGUGGCAAGUGGCAUCGUGGCAGCUGCACGCUUGACUUUUCUCAGUUCAUGGGCAGUUAUUUUGCGCCUUGGUUUUUCCACACGCUUCUUGCGACCCUGUUGACUAUUUUGAAUGAAACGCUUGAUUGUUCGAUGAUCACGCUUCAGAAGCUUUGCAAUUUUAAGGGUGCUGCAUCCCUCUGCAAGAUAUCUCACUAUUUUUGACUUUUCUGAGCCUGUCAAGUCCUUCUUUUGACCCAUUUUGCCAAAGGAAAGGAAGUUGCCUAAUAAUUAUGCACACCUGAUAUAGGGUGUUGAUGUCAUUAGACCACACACCUUCACAUUACAGAGAUGCACAUCACCUAAUAUGCUUAAUUGGUAGUAGGCUUUCGAGCCUAUACAGCUUGGAGUAAGACAACAUGCAUAAAGAGGAUGAUGUGGUCAAAAUACUCAUUUGCCUAAUAAUUCUGCACUCCCUGUAAUCAGCAUUUCCUCAGAGAUGCAUUGAAUAAAAGCAUCUCUACGGGGAACAUUCAGUGUCUUCAUGCAGUGCGCUGAGACUCUGAACGUCACUGUUGGGCAGCACUGGACGAGGAACCACCUUUAGUGGCCGUCUACAUUGCUACAAAGUAACAUCUCUAGUGACAGUCACUCAUGAAAAGGCAGUCAUGGACAGGCGAUAGACAGCAGAACCAUUACAUUAAGCAGCAGUGGUUCUGGUGACUAUAGUGUCCCUUUAAGAAUUGUUUUUUUUUUUUUGUUUUUAAAUCAUUGAAAAUUAAGCUUUGUUAGUUAACACCUGGCUCCUAGAUUCCAAGCAAAUUUGUCAAGCCGUGCUUUAAUGCAUUUUUUUUUUUUUUUUAACCCGGUAAAUGCAUUUUGCCAGUUGUUUUUCUUUGUUUCUCACAUUGUAAUGCUUUCCCAUUCCUCAUCCUCUCCCUGCUUAUUUUCCUGUUGGAAGGGGGAGGCUUUUCUGCUUUUUUCCUUCCUGCAGCCUCUGCUGACAAGUUAAAAAGAUUAUCCUUUCACAUUCCACCCGUCUUUCCUCUCAUUGCAGCUCAGUGUGAAAAUCCAGAGCAAAGAUGACAGACUCAAAAUAUUUCACUACCACCAAGAAAGGUGAGGAGAAAAGUGUUAUUGUGGAUUUUUGACAAAUUCGAAAGGGAAUUAUGUUUAGAGAAGUUGUAAGUUGGCAGUCCUAUUUAUUUGAUGCUUUUUCAGGUGAGAUCUUCGAGCUGAAAGCAGAACUAAACAGUGACAAGAAGGAGAAGAAGAAAGAAGCUGUAAAGAAGGUUAUAGCUUCCAUGACCGUGGGGAAGGAUGUCAGGUAUGCUGGGUGUAUAGGGUUUCCUAGUAAGGGUUGUGUUUCUGUUGUAGUUUACCUGUCAGUCUGGGUUUUGUUUGCAUUCUGUACCUGAUCAAUGGAGCAAAGAUGGAAAGGCACACUUUUCCAUUUACACAGGAUGAAUGGAAAGACAUCUAUGAAUUGUUAAUUUGAGCAGCUGUAACAUGCUACAUGCUCUGAUUGACAGACACAGAGUCAGCAGUGUGUGCUAUCACAGCAUGUUCUUCUGCAUGCGACAUCAAAAUGUCGUAAAGGAAGAGUAGUCCAUAUAAACGUUUGCUGUACUUCCCGAUUGAAGUGCGCUGUCCGCGAUACUCACAGCUCCAGCAUACAUGAAGCUCUGAUCAGCCCACCAUAUGGUUUGCUGCAGGGGAGAUGUCUUGGCAACCCAAGAGCUCCAGUUCUGGCUGUAGGUCAAUCCAGAGUGCACCACUAUGGCUUUAGCUCUCCCACUUAAUGAUCAGAUAAUCAAGUUUUAAUUUUAUAAAAUAAAUAUCUAUUUCAAAGUAUAGGGUAGCUUGGCAUUUAUCUGGCACAUUUUCUACCCCCACCUCUUUAUUUUAAUUCUUAUAUUUAUUCCCAUUCUUUAUUUAGGCUUAGACAGUAGGUGGCAAAUUAUUUAGGUAAACUAGAAAAAUGGUCAGUUGUGGCAACUGACAUUUAAUGUGGAUAAGUGCAAGAUAAUGCAUCUUGGAUGUAAUAUCCCAAGGGCAGAGUACAGAAUAUUUGAUAGAGUCCUAACUUCAAUGUCUGAGUUAAAAGUUUUAGAGGUAAUAAUUUCAGAUGACUUAAAAGUAGGCAGACAGCUUAAUAGAGCUGCAGGAAAUGCUAGCAGAAUGUUUGGUUGUAUAGGGAGUUGUAUUAUUAUUAUUUAUUGCCAUUUAUAUACCGCCAACAGAUUCUGUAGCGCUUUACAAUAUUAUGAGAGGGGGUAUUUAUCUAUAAAUUGAACAAUUACAAGAAAACUUACAGGAACGAUAGGUUGAAGAGGACCCGGCUCAAACAAGCUCCCAGUCUAAAGGAGGUGGGGGUGUAAAACACAUUAGAACAGGAAAUGGCAAUCAAAUAGGGUGGGGGUGAAGCAGAGGUGGAGGAGAGAGUAGAGUGCUGCCCUUUAGGAGAGAGCAAGAGACUGGUAUGUGAGGUAGAAGUUACUCUGGGAGGCCAUAAGCUUUCCUAAAGAGAUGGAUUUUAGGGCACUUCUUAAAUGAUUGAAAACUAGGGGAGAGUCUGAUGGCGGUAGGCAGGCUAUUCCAAAGGAAGGGAGCUGCCCGCGAGAAGUCCUGAAAGCGUGAGUUGUCCGUACGGGUGCGAGCAGCAGAGCGGAGAGACCAAGAAGGGGCAUACCUAUGGAUCUGUGAAGAGAUGUAAGAGGGGCUAGAAUUGUUCAGUGCUUAAUAGCUAUGGGUUAGCACUUUUAAUUUAAUCCUAAAGGAUACCAAUGUAAGGACUGACAGAGGAAAAUCAGUCUGGCGGCGGUAUUUAGCAGUAGAAAGACGGAAGUGCUCAUGCCAUUUUAUAGAAGACUGUUGAGACCCCACUUGGAGUAUCGUACGCAGUACUGGAGACCGUAUCUCCAGAAGAAUAUUGACACUUUGGAGAGAGUUCAGACAAGGGCUACUAAACUGGUUAAUGGAUUACAGGAUAAACUUAGAAGGAAAGGUUAAAGGAUCUUAACAUGUAUAGUUUAGAGGAAAGACAAGACGGGGGGAUAUGAUAGAAACAUUUAAAUACAUAAAGGGAAUCAACACAGUAAAGGAGGAGACUAUAUUUUAAAAGAAGAAAAACUACCACAACAAAAGGACAUAGUCUUAAAUUAGUGGGGCAAAGGUUUAAAAAUAUCAGGAAGUAUUACUUUACUGAGAGGGUAGUGGACGCAUGGAAUAGUGUUCCAGCUAAAGUGGUAGAGGAUAACACAGUGAAGGAGUUUAAGCAUGCGUGGGAUAGGCAUAAGGCUAUCCUAGCUAUAAGAUCAGGCCAGGGACAAAAUGAGAGUAUUUUAAAAAAAAAUUUGGACAGACUCGAUGGGCCAAAUGGUUAUCUGCCAUCACAUUCUAUGUUUCUAUGUGAUACAAAGGAAUUGACAGUUGACAUUCAUUUUAAAAAAAUCAUAUUACAUGUCAUACCAUAAUAGAUUUCUUUCAUCAAUACAUAUAUCUGUUUAAUAAAUAUUUAUGGGUUUAGUUCUUGUAAUAAUCCUACAGCUUUAUUGCCUUGUACAAUUUCAUUAAAUGACAAAGAAAUUGGUUUUGUUGCCAUAACGUUGUCUUUAGUUCUACACAUUAUUAUCUUACUGAAAAAGUUAUUUGCAUUAUUUAUCAUAUGGCUGCUGUAAAGCCUCCAUUUCUUGAUCAGAAUUUUGAACUGACAAAGAAUACAUGCCUUGAUCAGUCUCUGUAUUCUACAAACCAUGUUCUUCUGCAACCAACAUAUUAAAAUGUUGUAAAGUAAAAGUAGGCCGUGGGAAUAGUAAUUAUAAACUUUUGCUGGACUUUCCCCUUUAAGUGCACUGCCCGAUACUCACAGCUCUAUUAUUUCUGAAACUCUGAUGUUUGUAAUCAUUAUGCAUUUAUUUUCAUCAAAUAUACUGAUAUAAAUAAUGAAGUAUUAUCAUAGUACCAUAUUUUAUCCAUUUUGUUCACGGUACUGUAUGUGAUAUCUUGUGUAGUACUAAGUUUGACUCUGAUUUCCAUGGCAGUGCCUUGUUUCCAGACGUGGUCAAUUGCAUGCAGACUGAUAAUCUGGAACUGAAGAAACUGGUCUAUUUGUACUUGAUGAACUAUGCUAAAAGCCAGCCAGACAUGGCUAUCAUGGCUGUGAACACCUUCGUUAAGGUAAGUUUCUUUGCGUAGAAUAAGGCUGAACUACCUUUUUUUUUUUCAUCUAUUUUACCUUUUUUAUUUAUUCCAGGUAUUGGUGGCCAUUUGCUUUCCAAUUAUGUAAUUUUUAAGAAUGUUUCAGACCUGUGAUCUGUUCCAAUAUUUUGGAUUUUCCUAUUAAUUUAACCAGUGCAUCGGAUGACGAGUUAUAUGGCUUAGCAAGAAUGCAUCUUGGCUAUCCAGUUUAAUCUGGGAAUACAAGUUUUUGUUAAUGGCCCUUUUGACAUAUAAUUUGCACUUGUGAUUCUGUAGCUGACUCUAGUCAUUUUACAGAGUGAAAAUGUAUAAGUACCUCAAUCCCACUAAACCAGUCAGAAUUUCUAUGGUGAAGUGUUGAUUUUGAUGUUUGAACAUACUGGAUCUGUAGAAAAACCUUAAAGUUAAGGAUUUUUUAAAAUUUUUAUUUCAGCAUGCCACCAUUAAGUCCAUUUUCGUUCAGGGACAUCUUCAAAAUGUUCUUCUAAAUACCCUAUGCCAGCAUGAAAUACUAUUAAUUUAGCAUUGUAAAUUAUAUUCUGGAUUGUUACUUUUGUUAAAAGAGCAGUAGAACAUAUAAUUAAGGAUGUAUAUUAUUUUGACAGCAGAGUGUCAUUGGUCCUUAUGGAUUUGAGGAUGUUAUUGGAUGUUUUAUGACUAUUUAAGUGUGUUUAAUGGCUUUUUACAAUCUGUACAAAGCAUCCGUAAAUAUUAUAUUGCUUUACUUAGUAAUAAUGACCAUUUCAUCUUUCCAUAAAUAAAAUAUAAUCUUCUUCCAUCUAGUCAUACAUUGUGAGUUAAUGAAUAUUUCCCUUUUCCCCAGGACUGUGAGGACCCUAACCCACUGAUCCGUGCACUGGCUGUGCGCACCAUGGGCUGCAUCCGUGUGGACAAAAUCACAGAGUACUUAUGUGAGCCACUGCGCAAGUGCCUGAAGGAUGAAGACCCGUAUGUGCGUAAGACUGCUGCUGUCUGUGUGGCCAAACUACAUGAUAUCAAUGCUCAGCUGGUGGAAGAUCAGGGUUUCCUGGACACCUUAAAAGAUCUCAUCUCGGAUUCCAACCCAAUGGUAAUUGCACUUUAAGUAUUUCAAGUACAUCACAAUGUUGGUAUUUAUUGUAAAAGCACUUUCCUCUUAAGGAUUAUUGUUAGUUGUGUAUUGUUAAUUUAAUUCUAAAUCCCCAACUCAGUCAAGCAUUUUGUCAUUUUCAGACAUAAAAUACUAGUGGCACAGGUGAUAAGGACCAUGUUGUGUUUACAGUCUAGUUAAAGAAACACUAUAGUGUCAGGAAUAAAAAUACAGUUAAGACUUCCAGCCCCGCUUUGCUUUUUUUUUAAAAAGGCAUGAAACUUACCUUUAUUCCAACACUGUGUGUGGGUCUUGCCACAGCUGGCUCCGUCUUCUUGGCUAAAAAUAAAAAUUGACAAUCUCAUCCAAUCCAAUGCUUUCCCAUAGGAAAGCAUUAAGUGGCUAUUGCUAUCAAUGCAUCUCUAUGGGGAAAAUUUACAUUAAAAUGCCUGCAGGGAUAAGCUGUAGACACCAGAACAACUACAUUAAGCUGUAGUUGUUCUAGUGACUAGUGUUCCUUUAAGUGAUGGCAAGCCUUGACAUUGCACCACACUCUUUCAUACGAUAGAAUGUGCAAAAUAAGUAUUUGCAUUAUUAUAUCCACAUUCAUCUGCUGUCAAGGUUAGAUACCAUUGGUCAGCAUGAUGUAAUGUAGGCCAUAUUCAACUUAACAGUGAACAAAACUUUUCUAUAUAAUAAAGAGGUUAAAAAAAAAAAAAACUAAACAUAUUUUAAUGGGAAAAUCUUUGAAGCAGUCUCCCUUUGAAAAGACAUAAUGGAGCAUAUCACUGUAAGUAAAAAAUAAGAUUUUGUAAUCCGCGCCUUUUUGUUCCUUUAAUUCAGUAUUGCUAUAAAAGUGAGUCUUUCAUCCAAUUCUGCUGCUUAUUUUUAUUUUCCUUUAUUAUUCCUCACCAGGUUGUGGCUAAUGCAGUAGCAGCUUUAUCAGAGAUUGCAGAGUCACACCCAAGCAGCAAUCUCUUGGACUUGAAUCCUCAGUCCAUCAAUAAGCUAUUGACAGCCUUAAAUGAAUGCACUGAGUGGGGUCAGAUUUUCAUCUUGGAUUGUCUUGCUAACUAUGCUCCUAAAGAUGACCGUGAAGCACAGAGGUAUGAAAUAUUUAUUAUUGAUUACCCUGGAAGGCAAUAACCAUUUCAGUUCAUUGAGCAGAGCGGAAUUUGAAUGUGGGGAUACAUGCCAUGUGACUUCAUAGUAUAAAGAAAUACCAUGACCUUGUUUUUGCCAAAGCCUUUAGAUAUUUGUUUGGCUUUUAGAAGAGUAGUUAUUGUCUUAUUUUUAGAGCGGCAGAGAAAGUGUACAUGUUCUUCAAUUGUCUUUUUGAGUUAAGUAAAUUACCAUAUUAAAGGGAAACUAUAGUCCCCAAAACCACCACAGCUUAAUGUAGUGGUUCUGGUGGUCACCAGAGCUGCUUCCUAGUCCAGUGCAGCACAGUGUACAGCACCUAUGUACAGCGUUUCUGCAAAGAGGUGCUGAAAGGUCCUCACAGAGAUGGAUUGAUUCAAUAAAUUUCUUUGAGGGGAUUCUGAUUGGCGCAGCAUGGUUUCCAAAUAGUUUCCUAUGGAAAAGCAUUGACUUGGCUGAGAAAAGGUACAUUUAAUUUCACUGCACAUAGAGGGGAACUGUUCACCUAAACAGCCACUCCAAGACUAUAGCCUUAGGAAUACAUGUUUGUAUUGCUAACACUAUAGUGUUCCUUUAAAAUUCAUAUAUAAUCCAUAUAUUUUAUGUAAAUGUAUAGUUUUUAUUUAAAGUGUACCUAAAAAUGCAAAGAUAGAAAGAAUGAUUAGAUCAUCUGUCCAUCCCCACUCCUAUCCAUCUAAAAUUGACUGACAAAGUAGAACAUGAAAACCUUUCUACAGUUGGUUCAGUUGCUCUCCAGCACAGCAACCAUAGUACAUACAAACGAUAAUUUAAAAAAACUGUCCACUAAAGAGCAGAGCAUUGUAAAAAGGAGUGAUUAAGCUGCUUGUGACUAUCGAUGGGCUCAGCCUAUGCCCUUCAUACAGUGUACAAUGAUCUGGUAAGCGUGUGUACUUCAGUCCCGCUUAUCUGCACCCUACCAGCCCCUGGCCAAGGUACAGUCCAAUGUACCAGUCUCACAAGUCCCUAGUCAUGCUGCAAAUGGGACUUGGUAUAGAGGCCCUCAGCCAGGCUUAUUGAUAUCAUGAUGAGUAAGGGCCACCUGAGGAUGUGAGUGGUAAUUAAGGGGAUGACCAAUGUUGGACUGUGGCCCAGGAAGGCAGCGGUCUACAACAGGACCAAGCUGUUGGCUUUGAAGCAUUUUAUGAGGCCUUGGCUUCACCUCCAAUCAUGGUCUCGCCCAGUAGGCUGGAGUAUAGCUGUAACGAUAGACCUCUUCGUUCUUCAGCCGAUUAUACUCCAGAAUUGCGCCCAUAUGUGCUCAAAGGCCCUAGUGAGACGUUUUUUGGCGACCAUCUUAGUUUGCAACUCGCAGGGAGACCGCUCCGUGUAACUGUCAGAUCUGGUCGGGGUGAGUGUGGUAUCAUCCCAGCAGGACUGGAAUAACCCCCCACCAGUCCAUGGGGGAGAGGGGUGGUUGGGAGCAUGCUUGGUUUGUACGAGCGCGAGGAAGCGACCAUCUCAGCCGCCCACAGGCCGCAACUUUGUUCCAACCUCUGGCUGCAUUAUUGCAAGUGUGUUUUCACAGGAUCCUGAUGGGUGCACAGCUUGUGUUUUUGCCCAAGAAUAUUGAACGAUUAUCAAGAAAAUUGAUGAGAGUUAAUGUCAUAGACCUGGAGUUCAAGCUCGAUGUGUGUAGCCAGCUGAGCCGUCAGGCUCCACCUCCUUAAACAGGGUUAUUUACUAAGCUCUGAAUUUUAACAGGUUAAAUCUAAAUUGCACAAUUAGGCAAAAUUAGCUGUUCUUGAAACAUUCUCCAACUCUGCUCUAGUCACUGCAUAGUUAUUGAAGCCUGUUUUUUUUGUUUUUGUUUUGUUUAAUUUGAUUUUAAUUUAUUAAGAUAGAGUUUGGUAAAGAAACGUCCCAGUCUUGUGUGGGAAAUAGAACUAAUGGUAGUAAUAUUGUAUGGUAAAUUAUAGAGAGAAUAGGAUACAUAGUAGCGAAGCCUGCAGUAGGGAAACAUUAUAGAGAUCAUUAUAAACCACAAUACUAGCGAACAGGUUUAUUUUAUGAAUGUCUCUAGAACCACAAGAUGGCGCUGUUCUUCUCUAAUACAUGUUUCAGCAGUGUUCUGUAUUGUUACACUUUUUUUAUUUUUUUUUCUUCAGUUAGGUUAAGAUUCCUUUUACUCUUACUGCAGCACUUUAAAAUGCCAUGGCUUUCUCAAGAUAGGUGGGAGGUACACUCCAGCUUAAUUCAACCCUUCUCGUUGUCUUGCUUACAUACUGGGAGAAGAGCUUGAGUGAAAGUUCAAUUCUCUCUUCUCACCUUCUCUAGCAUCAUAAUUAAAGGAAGUUUAAUUAACGGCAGCAACCACAAAGCUAUUGCCUGGGAUUGUGACUCUGGAUUUGAUAUGUAUAUCACAGGGUUGAAUUGAGUAGGAGCAGUCUAAAUGUUGAAAUACAAUUUUAUAUAUUUAUAUAUUUAUAUAUGGAAUUGACAUGCAUGGCAUUUUGUCUUGUCCAUUUUUCUGUAGCUUGAAACUAUAAUUUUAGAUGUAGUAUACUGUCUUUGCUUUUUCUUCCUUUUAUAUCGUACUUUGUUGGUUAAGAUUAAGGAGUUUGUAAUUCCUGAGAAAAUUAUAUUAUUUUGUACUCUAUCUUUUUUGUUUUAAUUUUAUUGUAUUUUUUUUUUUUUUGUACCGGACCAGCUCUUUAGAUGGAGCAAUUUGUAAUUUUCAAUCUUAUGAUUCUUGUUGCCUCCAUAGUAUAUGCGAAAGAGUGACACCACGGCUCUCACAUGCAAAUUCAGCUGUGGUUCUCUCUGCUGUGAAAGUUCUAAUGAAAUUCAUGGAGCUCCUGUCCAAAGACCUGGACUACUAUGGAACACUACUGAAAAAACUUGCCCCUCCACUGGUUACCCUCCUCUCUGCCGAACCUGAGCUGCAAUAUGUUGCACUACGCAACAUCAACCUGAUUGUGCAAAAACGGUGAGAAUAGCACCAAUUGUUUCUUUACAUUAAACACCUUUUUAGACGUUCUCAUAAUGUGUAACUUCCAAUUCUGUGCUUUCUUGCAGACCAGAGAUAUUAAAACAUGAAAUGAAGGUGUUCUUUGUGAAAUAUAAUGACCCAAUAUAUGUGAAACUGGAGAAGUUAGAUAUUAUGAUACGCCUAGCAUCUCCUGCAAACAUUGCACAGGUCAGUGUGUAUACUUUACCUUCACAUAUAUUUAGGCGAACUACGCUUUCAAUUAAGAGCAGCUGAUAAACCACGAUGAUUAAUGGAUCUUCAAUUGUUUGCGCAUAUCAGAUGACUCUAGGUAAUGCAUUAUAUAGUGUAAAAUACAGCAAAUAACACAUAAGUAAAUAAAACUGGCACUGGAUAUGCUCACUGUAUGUUGUGUGUAGAUCUAUACAGUUUUGUGCAAAAGUUGUAGUCCUCAAUAAUUUAUAAAAAAAAAUAUGAACCCUCCAACACACACUAAAUGUGUACAUUCAUCCAAAAACACAUUAUUGUUGGUUGAUUAAUGCAGAACAGUGUAAUAUAUGGCAGUCAAGUAAUGUUAAAACAUAAUUCAUUCAAUUGUAUAUUUGUGUCUGAAAGUAGAUUAUCCACUUUUAAACAAUAUUUUGCCGUUUAAUCCAAAUAACGGAUGAUACAGGUAGAAUGAUUGAAUUUCAAAACUGAUUGUGUUCGUUUCUCGCAAUAAAUAGUAUAGCUCUGUCAUGGGCACGCGGCCAUAGGUCGCCGGGGGAGGGGGCCACUGGCUGUCUGCAUCAAUUCAGAGUAGGCACCUGCCUGCCCAGAACGGCAGGAGCCUACUCUGCUUCCGUGUCGGGAGGACCAGGAAGCAGGGGGAGAGAUCUAGGAAGCAGCUCUCCUGUCCUCCCGUGAGCAAUCUGUGUGGAUCGUUGCUGUGCAUUACCAUGGCAAUGCUCCACACAGCAUCGCGCAGGAGGACAGGAGAGCUGCUUCCUAGAUCCCUCCCUCUGCUUUCUGGCCCUCCCCACAGCACAGCACCCCUGCUCCCUGCGGCUGGCACCCUGCUCCCCACAGCACAGCACAGCACAGCACCCCUGCGUCCCCCACAGCACAGCACCCCUGCCGACCCCACAGCACCGCACCCCCUGCCAGCCCCUCCACCACGCCCCAGCACAGCACCCCCUGCCGCCCGCCCCACAGCACAGCACCCCUGCAGCCCCUCCCAUGGCCCCCACCUUUUGGCACCCCUGCCGCCCCACCCCCACAGCACCCAGCACCCUGCCGCCCCUCCCUUUAGCACCCUCGUGUGUGUGUGGUCGGUGUGUGGUAUGUCGGGGUGUGUGUGUGUGUAUAUGUGAUGAAACUGGCCGGUGUGUGUGUGUGUGUGUAUGUGAUGUGGCGGUGUGUGUGUCUUGGUCCCGGUGUGUGUGUGUGUGUAUGGCGGUCGGUUAUUGUGUAUGUGAUGCUGGUCGAUUGUGUGUGAGCGGUCGGUUGUGUGUGGUGGGUGUGUGUAUGUGAUGGUGAGUUGUGUGUGUGUGUGUGUGUAUUAUUGUGUGAUGGUGAUUAUUGUGUGUGUAUGGGCCGGUGUGUGUGUGUGUGUGUGUGUAUGUGGUGUGUGUGUAUGUAUUAGGCGGUCGGAGUGUGUGUGUGUGUGUGUGUGUGUGUGUGUGUAUAUAUAUAUAUGUAUAUAUAUAUAUAUAUAUAUAUAUAUAUAUAUAUAUAUGUAUAUAUAUAUAUAUAUAUAUAUAUGUAUAUGUAUUAAGCAGUCGGUGUGUGUGUGUGUGUGUGUGUGUGUGUGUGUGUAUAUAUGUAUGUGUAUGUGUGUGUAUAUGUGUGUGUGUGUGUGUAUAUAUAUAUGUGUGUGUGUGUAUAUAUAUUGUAUUAAGCAGGCUGUGUGUGUGUAUGUAUGUAUGUAUGUAUUAAGCAGGCGGUGUGUGUUCAGCAGUGUGUGUAUGUAUUGCAUUUGUUGGAGAUACUAAUAAAUAUAAGCUGAAUUUUAUCUAUUUAUAUCACUAUUUAAAAUUUGUAUCACUGAACUCUGUUGUUCUUCUUUUAAAACAAAAGAUGUUAAUUAGUUCGGACAACUGUAUGAGUUGUUUUUUCUUAACUUAAACCUCAGUAUGCAGGUUAAUUGCCGUGUUGGCACUUUGAGGGGAAAAAAGUUGGCAUGUAUUGUGGUUUGGGCACUCGGGCUCAAAAAGGUUUGCCAUCACUGGUAUAGAUCCUUGCUCGUGUCUCUUACUGUUUUUUUGGACCUUUGUUGGGUUUCAAAUUGAGCACUAGUUUUUAUAUUAAAGGGACACUUUAGUCACUAGAACUACAGCUUAUUGUAUUUUUUUCUGGUAAGUAGAAUCAUUCCCUUCAGGCUUUUUGCAGUUAACACUAUUUCAGAGAAAAUGCAUUGUUUACAUUACAGCCUAGGGAUACCUCCACUGGCGGCUACUCAUAUGGCUACUAGAGGUGCGUCCUGGGUCUGUUCAGCACUGCCAUGCUGUGUCUCCACCCUCUUCAUUGAGACAGUAAACUGUCCUCAUAGAUUCAAUGCAUUUCUAUGAGAAGAUGCUGAUUGACCAGGGCUAUAUUUGGCUUGUGCUUUCUCUACCCCUGAUCCUGCUUUCUUAACAAGCUCAGCCAAUCUAAUGCUUUCCUAUGUGAAAGCAUUGUAAUUGGCUCAGAACACCACUUCUGAUGUCAGUCAAGCAGGCAUAUUGGGGGCAGAGCCAGCAGCUGCAGACUGGAAUAAAGGCAAGAUGUUGCUACAUUUAGGGGGAAAUGGGUGUGGAGGGGGGAGCAGGAGAGCAAGAUUGUGGUUUUAACACUCUAGGGUCAGGAAUACAUGUUUGUGUUCCUGACCCUAUAGUGUUCCUUUAAAAUUUAAUUAGAAGAAUAUUUUGUUGAUUACAACUAAAAGCAGAACCUUUUAUUAUUCCUCCAGAAUCCCCCGUGUUUUAGGUUAUUUAUAUCCAGACAGACUUUUCAUGCUGGAAACAAACAUCUGAUUGGCUUUGGAGAGAUUAAUAUAUUUCGUCAUCUAUUUCUAUAGACACUCAAAGGACUGUGUGCAGGGGGUAGCACAAAUCAUAAAUGGUAAAAGACAACAAAAUUGCACUUACAGGGGCACUGUAGGCUUCUAGACCACUUCAUCUCAUUGAAGUGAUUAUCGUGUAGUGUCCCUGUCCCCAUUAGCCCUACAGUGUAAAACGUUGCAGUGUUAAGACUGCCUCUAGUGGCUGUCUGGUAAGAGCUUCCUAGUUUUACAGAGUUUCACUUGGUGAAACAACGCUGGAUGUCCUCAAGCUUUGCAUUAGGACAUCAAGCAGAUUGAAAACCCCUAUAUGAAAGCAUUGAGUCAAUGCUUUCCUAUGUGCAAGGUCGAAUGAGCGGUGCUCGAUGCACACUAGGUACCCCCCAUCGGCUGAAGUUGGCAGAGGAGGAGCCAGACCCAACACUGGGCGACAUCGCAGGUGAAAUCAGGUUAAAGGUUUUUGUUGUGGUUGUUGUUUUGAGUUUUUUUAUUUUUUUUAAACCCUUGGACUGGGCAGUGGGACAUUUAGUGUCAGGAAUACAUCUUUGAACUCCAUCUAUGGCAGCGUCACUGGGGCAUUAUUAGUCAGCCUGAAACUAGAGUUCUGGAUGGCUAAUUUUAAUUCUGUAUUGUGUACUUAAUUUUUUUAUUCAUCUCAACAUUCAGGUUCUAGCAGAACUUAAGGAAUAUGCCACAGAGGUUGACGUUGAUUUUGUCCGAAAAGCUGUGAGAGCGAUUGGGCGCUGUGCGAUUAAAGUGGAGGUAAUGGAUGCCAGUCUAUUACAUUUUAAGCUCCAGUCUAGUAAUUUAUACCGUGAAGAAAAAUACACUGUGAUAACCAGCGUGCUCCUCUUCUCCCCACAGCAAUCUGCCGAGCGUUGUGUUAGCACUCUGCUGGACCUUAUCCAAACCAAAGUGAAUUAUGUUGUACAGGAAGCCAUUGUUGUUAUUAAGGACAUUUUCAGGAAGUACCCUAACAAGUAGGAGUUCUUUUUACCUCAAUUUCCUCAAGCAAUUUUUUUUUUUUUUCCCUUAUAGGCUAUAGGCUCUAGAAUGUUUAACCUAAUUCUGAUUGUAACUAUAUAUGUUUAGCAUGUAAUGUUGGGAAGUAAUAUUUUAGUCUAGUCACCUGUAGCUUUUGUAAAAAGUACACAAUUUGUUUUAUAUACAUAGCAAAAAUAUUUUAAGGCUCGUCUUGAAAGUAUAUGGGGAUUUAUUCAAACAUGGCAUUAUUGUGGUUAGCCCGCCACUUCAACAUGGUAGCCUUUAAACUAACUAGUUCACCCUCCCUGUCCUUUAAGGUAUGAGAGUGUCAUCUCAACAUUGUGUGAGAAUCUGGACUCACUUGAUGAGCCCGAAGCCAGGGCUGCCAUGAUCUGGAUUGUUGGGGAGUAUGCAGAGCGUAUUGACAAUGCUGAUGAGCUGCUUGAGAGCUUCCUGGAGGGUUUCCACGAUGAGAGCACACAGGUGAGUUAUGUAACUGCUGUCCAUAUAUGGAAGCAAAAACGCAGUACAUAGUUGGUGAUGGUUUUUUAAUGUGUAUAUGUGUAUCAUCUGCUCUCCUGGUUAUGAACACUGUAUAUCUGCAAAGAUGAAUAUGUUUAAGUUGUUGUGCUGGAGCAUUUUAGUUAUAAAGAAAGGUUAACAAAUGUAAAUCUGUUUAAUUUAGAAAAAUGGCACCUAAGAGGGGGUAUGAUGGAAUUAUACAAAUAUAUUCAGGGCCAAUACAAACCAUUGUGUGGAAAUCUAUUCAUAAACUGGACUAUAAAUUGGACACAAGUCAUGCAUUUAGACUGGAAGAAAGGAGAUUUAGUGUAAGGCAUAGGAAAAUGUUUUUUAGAGUAAGGGCAAGACGUUCAAUAAAUUCUGAUAGCCGAAAGUUAUGCCCAACCAUGCAAAUUGACUAGGUUUAUAGAAUUUUUAUAAACCUUUAUUACAUGCUUUUCAUUGUUUGUUUAUUUUUUUUUUUCUUGUUUUAUUUUGGUUUGUAUAUUUGGUUAAAAGAGUUUACUUGCUGGAUUAAAAAAAAUAUUGUCAAGUAAUGCAUGUCUCUUUUAGUGCAUGGUUGCUAGAAUAAACCUUCUGUUAUAUAAAGAAUGCCCUGGAUAUGUAGCUGACUUUGUCUAUUAUUAUUCUCUACAAUCCCAUUUCUAACUCUUGCAAGUGUAGCAGAUAUAUAAAUAUGUGUGCAUGUAUUUGUAAAUAUAUUAUUUUAUUAUAUAAGAUUUUCAGUAUAUUAGAGGAAAUUGCACUCUUAUAAAAAGCUAGGUAAAACUUGGAUUGUGUGUGCAGUGAAUGCCAUAUAUUAAGUAUGUUGGAAUCAUUAGAAUUUACAGUUGAACAUAAUUUUUCUUUCUUUUUAUUCUUCUUCAGGUUCAGUUGCAACUUCUGACAGCUAUUGUGAAGCUGUUCUUGAAGAAGCCAACCGAAACACAGGAAUUGGUGCAACAAGUGCUAAGCUUGGCAACACAGGUGUGUAUGAAAAAUCUUAAUUAUGUGUCGGUGUCUUUCGAUGACAAAGUGGGUUAUAUUUAACUGAUCAGUGGAGACAGAAAGUAGGUAGAACUACUUAUUUGUGUCCUGUAUCCAUUUUCAGUAUGUUAGGGAUAAUUGCAUUCCUAUAAAUAGCUGGCUAAAACUUGGAAAUAUGUGUUUUUAUGUGCUUUUAGACUCCCUGCACUAAUUUGAGUUUAAGAGAAAGUAGAUAAGAAAAUAUGUAGCACUGCAUGGAUUUACCAAGGUGUGUAAUUGUGGGAUAAAUUCUUGUGAAUCCUGACAGUUAAGGUAUUCUAUAGUGCCAGGAAAACAAACCGUUACAAUUAGACAUUUCUGGUAGUAAUAGUAUCUCAACCAGAAGGUUUUCAAUAAUGUUUUUGUAAUAGCUUUCCAGUAAAUGCCCCACUCUUCCCUUUUUUUUUUUUUUUUUAAAGAAAUCAGUUCCUAGAGGUACUGAGGCUUAAUGAGUUGUAGUUAGACUUUAUUUGAACUAUUUUUAUAUAGUUAGCAUUUUGGUGCAUUUUUUUCUUUAAGAAACAUUCUCAGUACAAAGCAAAACAAGUUUAAUACAUCAACCAUUUACAAAUGACAACUAUACAAAACAGAAAAGGAAAAGUAUGGAGUAGGGAGACCACCUGUGAUGUACCCAGUUUGUCCUACAUGCAAAGAUAAUGUGAUCAACUGUGGAUGUAAUUUGGCCAAGAAUCCCAGGUUCUAAAAAAUAUUGCAUACUUUUGCGGUCAGAUUAUCCAUCAGAUAAUUAUGUUCCAUUUUAGCAAACACAAAUAAUAACCAUCAGCCAGCCUGCUAUUAAUUCCUCAGAUUACUAGUACAUUUUUCAUUAAAUAGUGAUUGAUGGUUCCCCUGUCCCCACCCCCAUAAUCUAAACUGUUGAUGCUUGAUAUGCAAGCAUUUCAUUGUUUUUGUCUUCUACAGGAUUCAGAUAAUCCAGAUCUUCGUGACCGUGGCUACAUUUACUGGAGGUUGCUCUCAACAGACCCAGUUGCUGCAAAGGAAGUGGUACUGGCAGAGAAGCCACUGAUCUCUGAAGAGACAGACCUCAUCGAGCCCACUCUUCUUGAGGAGCUGAUCUGUUACAUUGGGACUCUGGCAUCCGUUUAUCACAAGCCUCCAAGCGCCUUUGUGGAGGGGAGUCGAGGAAUUGUUCCGAAGAGAUUACCUCCACGGACAGGCUCGUGAGUAUUUUGCUGAAAGAUUAAUUACUUGCACUACUUCUUAUGCUUCUUACAUGCAGGCAUCCUCUCUGUACAUGGCAGCAUUAGUGGUUCAUUCUUCUUUUUAGAAGUGAUACAGUUUUCUGUCUUGAACAUUCUAAUGACAUAUUAUUAUUUUAAUUCAAGAAUGCUACAGUUGGAUGGUAUUUUCUAUAUUUGCUUUAGGUAUUGUUUGUUGGCUCUUCUUGCUACUGGAAACUCUUUUGGUUUUAUGUUUGUGUAUUCUGUCUAUGACAAGUUAUUUAUUAUUAACGUGUAGUAAAUCCGUUAUCUGUAAUCUGUCUAAAUGUAAUGUAUAGUUAAAAUGCUUGAGAGAACCUGGUGAUUUCCAAAACCAGUAUCCCGUAUACAAGUGGCUCCUUUUUAUCAGCUGGUCUAUGGGGUACCCAGUCAAUCUUCAUCUGAUGAUUAGUGUUCCACUAAAGAGUGUAAGAGCAGUGAGCACGGAAUCCCCCAGUCGCAAAGCAUAGUGUUAAAAAAACAAAAAACAAAACAUAACUCUCUUUUUGUAAACCAAUACAGAAAUAUGCAUUAAGACUAACCUACUUAUCCACUAUUGAUAAUCAUAUAAACCCUUUUGGUGGAAAUGUCUUUGGGAUAAUACUUUGAGUACUUAUUCUCUUCUUCAUAUGGAGGUAGACUACAAAAACAUGCUAGUGGAAAUUAUGAAGCCUGACUUGUAUGCUUUUAAAUUUUAUCUUUGUUGUGCCCUGUUGAUGGCUGUAUAUGAACUGAAUAAAGUACUCUUGCUUUUUGCAGUUAUCCUAAAGUAAUAUGUCAAUAUGUCAAGUAGGUGCCCAAAGCUACACAUUGGAAACAUUCCUCUUCAUAUUUGGAAAUUGUCUUUAGAUGUUACUGAGAAAGAUAUUUUGCCUCUAUUUGUAUAGAAUUAAUAAUUUUUUAUUGCUCCCCCCCCUUUUCAAUAUUUAAGUUUAUAAUUUGUACCUUUCCCACAGCAGUGAGAGUGCGGAGAGCCCAGAAGUUGUCCCUGUAGGAGCUCCACCUACUGAGACACAUGCUUCUGUUAUCCCAUCACAGGGUGAUUUGUUGGGUGAUCUCUUAAACCUGGAUCUUGCUCCACCCAUCACCGGACCACCACUAACCACAAGCACUGUGCCGUUGGCAGGUGUAGAUCUUUUAAGUGGUGGCCUCGACAGUCUGGUAUGUAAUAUGUGUAGAUCAGUGUUAAUAUGCUUGAGUGGAGAAUGGGGCAUGGUUCUACUGUAUUUUCGAUAACCACAAAGGGAAGAGAAGGGCUACGAAACAAUGAGGUAGAACUUACGGCAAACAACCUAUAAUGUGGGAAGCCUUGUUAUCACCACCAAAAUAACAACAUGAAAAUAACAAUGUAGUUGCUCCAAAAGAAACAAAUGGUAAAUGACUAUCUAGGUUGACAAACUAGAACUGCAACAAAAUAUAGUGAUGAACAGUCUGUAAUAAAGAACUAGACGUAGGUUCCUCACUUGAAUUAUCUUGUAAUGGUGUAAACAAAUGGGCAGAUGGGCUUAUUUAGAUAAAUCAACAAAUGUGUAUAUGUGUGUGUCUGUACAAAUGCGUGCAGUAAUAUUUCCAUGGUGGAAACAUGCAUCAUCUCUUAACGUCUUAGUUUAUUGUUCUUUGUUUUUAAUUUAUACCAUCAAUUUAUUAUGAAGUAUGGAACUACAUGGUAUUGAACUUUUUUUUUUUUCUGCUUUCAAAUAAGGCUUAAUAUCUAUUAUUAGUGCAUCUCUCCUAAAAUCUUCCCUUGCUGUUCCCCUUACUUCCCUUUACUUUUUCUUUUUCCCCCUCUCUCAAUGUUCUUUCUUGCGCUGUCGCUGGCUGUCUCCUACUGCGGCUUUUGUGUGUGUCUCUCUGCCUCUACUUUGACUGCCUUCGCCCUGCAUCCCCUCUCACUUGCUUCAAGAUUGUGGAAGAUACAGAAGGGGUAUGCCACGGGUGACUUUUUUUAUUAAAAAUUGCAUGGUUUCUGGGGGUCUCAGUCCUCCAUUACGGACACAUCUUUUGAGAGCUUCAUCAGACUGGCAAUCACAGUUAUUGACAUUACAUUCAUUAGUGAUCUUCACUCAGCAAAUGUACCUAUCAGGUAGCAAUGUGAACCAAAGCUAAAGUCUUAUUUUUAAAAUGACUUAUUGAACAGCUCCUCCUCACCUCUACAUUUGAUGCUCUUCCUUUUUUUUUUUCUUUUAAUAUAUCUCUACAGUUGGGAGGAGACACAAGUGCGGGCCUACCUGUAAGUAUCUGUCAUGUACCCAACUCCUACAGUGAUUAUUUGGUGGGUCACUGCAUCUAAUGUACUGUUAAUCUUCCAAUGAUCUUAUUUCUUCUUCUUAAACUCAGUUGAUUCCAUGUUGACAUAAUUAGAAAAAUAAGAGGCAGGCGAUUGUAGAUUAUCAGGUGCAUGUCAUUCUACUUAAAUGAUCAUUUGGGGACAUCUCCAUCAAAAUUGAUCAUAUAAGACAAAAAAGCACUUUGUACGCUCUCAGUAAGCCAAUGGUUGUGAGCAUUAUUCCAGCCAUACCCCAUCUAAAAACCAUUUUUCAUAGUAGUGUUCAUCUCCACAUUUAUAACACCUUUUGUUUUGACAAGUUAGCUUUUCGUUUUACCAACCUAAGAUUGUAAUACAGAGGUUUUGCUGAAUUGUAGAUCUAAAAAAAUGUCGUAAACUCUAAAAUACCAUUAGAGCUUUAUUCAUUCAACAGCUAAGAACAAUGGGAAAACUGUCACUGUUUAUAAAUGUAUAAUAUACAGCACAAUUGAAUGUUGCUUAUAAGCCAGUGCCUUACUUGUUGUGUUAACCAAGCUUUCCAAGUACCGUAUAUACAAAAGUAUAAGACUAGUUUUUCGGCACAUUUUUAUUGUGCUGAAAAACCCCCACUCGACUUAUACUCGAGUCAAUGUCUGUAUUAUGGCAACUUACAUUGCCAUAAUACAGACCAGGACCGCCGGGCUCAUUACAAGUCUGGCGGUCCUGUUGGGGGCUGGCAGCGAGCUGUUACUUACGUUUCCUGCAGCUCCUGUCAGCUCCCUUCUCCUCCGUGCCGUUCAGCUCCACUGUAGUCUCGGAGAGCUGCGCAGAGUGUUGCCAAGGUUGCCGUAAGUACCUCGCCGCACUCAGACCGCUAAAGAUUUACACUGGAGCUGACCGCACGGGAGGAGAAAGAGAGCUGACAGGAGCUGCAGAAAGGUGGGGUAACAGCUCGCUGCCAGUCCCCCUCCUGCACAGCCUAUAUCCACUGGACCACCAGGGAAUAAUAUAGCUUGAUACAUGCAAUAGGAGAGGGGACAAAAAAUAAAAUAGAAAAAUGUAAAUAAUAAUAUAAUUAAAAAUGUAAUAAUAAAAUAUAUUUUUUUAAUAAUAUUAAAAAUAAAAUUUAAUAUUAUAAUAAAAAUAAAAAAUGCACACCCCCUCCAUGGUUACACACUCUGCAUUCUGGUGGCCACAAACUCACUCUGCAUUCUAUAUAUACACAAAACCUCACUCAUGCCUCUAUACACAUUAUUAUUCUCUCACUCUGCAUUCUAUACACACACACUCUCUCACUCUGCAUUCUAUACACACACACUCUCUCACUCUGCAUUCUAUACACACACACUCUCACUCUGCAUUCUAUACACACACUCACUCUGCAUUCUAUACACACACACACACUCUGCAUUCUAUACACACACACACACACACACACACACACUCUGCAUUCUAUACACACACACACACACUCUCCUCACCUUGGCAUUCUAUACACACACACACACACACUCCUCUCACCUGCAUUCUAUACACACCCCUCUCACUUCCGUAUCUCUAUACACACACACACUCUCACCAUGGCCUACACACACACACUUCUCACUCUGUACUCUAAAUACACACACACUCUCACUCUGCAUUUCUAUACACACACUCACUCUCUCCAGCCCUAUACACACACACACACACUCUGCAUUCUAUACACACACACACACACACACACACACACUCUGCAUUCUAUACACACACACACACUCUGCAUUCUAUACACACACACACUCUGCAUUCUAUACACACACACACUCUGCAUUCUAUAUAUAUACACACACACACACACACACACACUCUGCAUUCUAUAUACACACACUGCAUUCUAUACAUACACACACACACACUAUGCAUUAUAUACACACACACUCUGCAUUAUAUAUACACACACACACACACACACACACACACUAUGCAUUAUAUACACACACUGUAAAUAAAUAUUCAAUUAAUAUAAUUUUUUUGGGGAUCUAAUUUUAUUUAGAAAUUUACCAGUAGCUGCUGCAUUUCCCACUCUAGUCUUAUACUCAAGUCAAUAAGUUUUUGGGGGUAAAAUUAAGGGCCAUGACUUAUAUUUGGGUCGACUAAUACUCGCGUAUAUACGGUAUGUUUCCUUUAGAUUUGUAUAAUCCCUUGCAUGACUCUUGUAUCUUGUAAUGAAUAUAAUAAUCAAUGUAUCUACAUACAUGUUGCUCUUGACUCAUUGCAUUCUUCCUUGUUCAGAUCAAUUCUGGUUUUGCUGCACCAUUGGUGGGUCCUGCUAGCCUUGCCCCUCCUAUCUCUGGAGGUCUUGGUGAUCUCUUUGAUUUGGGCCCUGGAACGGGUAUGGUGACCGGAUCCUUUGUGCCUCCAAAAUCUGUAAGUGUCUAUGCCUUCGUAUUUUCAUAUAUACUAUUCAGUGCCUUGUUUCAACUGGAUGUAACCAUUUAAGGAGUCCUAUUUCCUAAUCGUUUAUUUUUAGACUACAAUUAGAUUGUAUAUGUUUAAUCAUGUACUUCACAUUGGUAUAUCUUAACAUUUCUUAGUUGUUUAAGCUUUUUACUUGGCCUUGAAAUAUACUUUUUAUCUGUGUUGGACAUAAUGAGUUUGAUUGAUAGAGACUUGACUAAUGGCUCAGUUCAAUAAAACACAGUACUCCUUAAUUACUGUAGCGGUUACGGCACCCAAGAAAUACAGGAAGUUGCCACAGCACGGAUGUUUGAACUAUACCUUCUCUUAAAACCUGCUUGUGGUCUGCUUUUUCAUCACCCAUUGGUAAAGACUACAUUUCACUAAAACUUCCAAAAUAAGGGAUGAAGUUACAGGACUGGGGGCUAUAAAUAAUUAAGCAACAGUCAGGUAGAGAGCAAUGUAUAAAUGCCCAGACAAAGAAAUACGACACUGCUUGAUCCGUAAAGUGGAUCUAAAUUCUAUUGACAAAACAGGCUUUGACUGAUACAACAUCAGGGUAUAAUCGCUUGUGCUCAAAAGGCUAUCUGCAGUCUCUAACGUUAGUACAGUUACAGCAAGAAAGGGCAUCAACGUAUUUCAUCCUUUUAAAAAUUUCCUUUUGAUUUCACCCUGAAACAAUAUGAGCCUGGUUUAUAAACUGAAAUAAAGAUGAAGCAUUCCUGUAUUACGUAUGUUAUAUGUGUUGAGUAUAUCUGGUUACAAACAGUUUACUCCAGACUAAAAUGUUAUUCUAAGCAUAUUACUGAUGUUUCUCUCCAAGGUAUGGCUGCAUGCAAUGAAGGGAAAAGGCCUGGAAAUUAGCGGCACAUUUGCACGAAGAUCUGGAUCAGUUUUCAUGGAUCUGCAGUUCACCAAUCGCGCACUUCAAGUUAUGAGUGAUUUUGCCAUUCAAUUCAACCGUAACAGGUACAUAAUGGACCAUACCACAAUUUAGUAAUACAGAAUUACUUGUGUUUUUCUUAUCCUUUAAUUAUGUAUUAAUCUUGGCAGUUUUGGUCUGGCGCCUGCUGCUCCACUUCAGAUACCAACUCCCUUAGCACCCAACCAGUCCACAGACAUCUCCCUCCCUCUAAACACUAUUGGGUCUGUCAUGAAAAUGGAACCUCUAAACAACCUUCAGGUACAAAGUGUUGUUUUGUUUUGUUACUUUUAAUGUCCAUAGUAUAUUUAUAUACAUUUGUUUUAUCUCUCUAUAUUCUGCAAUAUAUGUGCCUAUCUUUGUAACUUUAUGCUUUGGUAUACUAUAUAAUUUGACCUUGUAGGCUCACAAUAGCAUUUUAUGACCUUUAGCUGAUAUUGUGAUAUUUCAAAGCAAUCCAAAUCUAAAUUUUGUCAACCACUUAAAAUCCUCUAAUAGUCUCAAAGUGUAAAACAUCUAAAAGGAACAUUAUAUGGGCAGGAAUGCAAAAGUGUAUUCCUGACACUAUAUAGUGCUAAAAACACUAUUUAAUAUACCAUUUUGGCAUGGAUUAUUUUUUAGAAAAUUUCCCAUCCUUUUAGGUAUUAAAUUUGCCAAGUGCUCAAUGGCCCUUUGAAAGUGUUAACUCAUCUUCAUAAUGGCAAUGAUUUUAAGUGUAUGGACAUGAGCUGUUCAGUUGUUAUUUACAUAAUAGAAUCACAUGAUCACUAUCUAUUCUGUAAAUAGCAUCUAUUAGCAAUUGUCAUUUUCUCUGUGGAUUAAGCACUAAUAUUAUCCCUAAUGUAAUUUUAUUUUUAUUGUAGCUUAUUAUAGCUUAAAUUUCUAACCUACAAAUUUUUUUUGCCAUUUUUGUGUCCUUAUGGCUUAUUGGCAUACUAACCAGUCAGAUAAGAUUCACUCAGAUUAGCUUUAUAUCUUCCCUUAUUAGUGCAGAUUAUUCCAGUGAUGGAUGCUGUAACCCAAUCAGUUGGCCUUUAUCUUUGCUUAUCGUAUCAAAAAGAAUCUUUGCCAAGUAACUGGAAGAGUAGCCUUUGUACUGUCUUGCAAUUUAUCUUCCGUUCUAUCCUAUUCAUACAUUUUCUAUUCUUCCAUAGCAUCAUUUCUAAAUACACUAGUCUAACAUUCUGUCAUCUCUUUAAUUUGACAUCAACAUCCAUCUCUUAGAUUCACUUACCCACUCCAUUAUUGUUAAUUAUACUUUUAAAUAUGCAGGUUGUUUAUCAGCCACUAAUUUAUUUCUACAUAUUAACAUAAUAAAUAACUUCUUUACUAACUAACUCGUAUGUAUAUGCCUUGUGAUUAUCCUCUGCAGGUUGCAGUGAAAAACAAUAUUGACGUUUUCUACUUUAGUGUUGUGUAUCCUCUACACAUCCUGUUUGCUGAAGAUGGGAAAAUGGGUGAGUGUGGUUUUAUUAUACUUGUAUAGGCUGAAAAAAACGUAUGUCCAUCAGGUUCAACCUGUUUUUAUUAUUUAUCCGAAAGAAAGCAAAAAAAAAAAAAAAAAGUUUGAAGUGGUUUCCAGUUUUGCAACAAACUAGGAAAAAUUCAUUCUUGAACCCAGAAUGCAAUCAGAUCUCUCCUUGGAUCAAGAUGCUGUUACUUGGCAUAUUAAAAAUGAAAUCCCUUAAUAGUAUAAUUUUAUUUUGCAAGAAUUCAUCAAGCUGCUAUUUAAAAAUCUGUACAGAGGCUGGAAAAAAAAACACCUCUUCAGCAGAGAAUUCCACAUCCUUAUAGUUCUUACUGUAAAAAAACAACUUUCCUUUGCAUUAGAUUAAAUCUCCAUUCUUCCCAUCUAAAUGCAUGAUCUUGUGUCAUAUGUAUAGUCCUGUCUAUAAAUAGUUUUCCAGACAAUGGUUUGCAUUGGUCACGAAUAUUUUUAUAAAAUACUUUGAUAUACCCAUCGAGGCGCAGUUUUUUUCCAAAAUAAAGCCAUGGGCAGAGUAUAGAAUAUUUGAUAAAGUACUAACCUCAACUUCUGAGGAAAGGUAUUUAGGGGUAAUUUCAGAUGAUUUAAAGGUAGGCAGGCAGUGUAAUAGAGCAGCAGGAAAUUCUAGCAGAAUGCUUGGUUGUGUAGGGAGAGGUAAUAGCAGUAGAAAGAGGGAAGUGCUCAUGCCAUUGUACAGAACACUGGUGAGACCUCACUUGGAGUAUUGUACGCAGUACUGGAGACCGUAUCUCCAGAAGGAUAUUGAUACUUGGAGGGAGUUUAGAGAAGGGCUACUAAACUUGGGUUACGGAUUACAGGAUAAAACUUACAAGGAAAGGUUAAAGGAUCUUAACAUGUACAGCUUGGAGGAAAGAUUAGACAAGCUGGAUAUGACCGAAAUAUUUAAAUACAUAAAGGAAAUCAACACCUUAUAGGAGCAGACUAUAUUUAAAUAAAGGAAAAAUACAACAACAAGAGGACAUAGUCUUAAAUUAGUGGGGCAAACGUUUAAAAAUCAUAUCAGGAAGUAUUAAUUUACUGAAAUGGUAGUGGAUGCAUGGGAUAGCCUUCCAGCUGAAGUGGUAGUGGUUAACACCGUGAAGGAGUUUAAGCAUGUGUGGGAUAGGCGUAAGGAUAUCUUAACUAUAAGAUAAGGCCAGGGACUAAUGAAAGUAUUUAGAUAAUUGGGUGUAAAUUGCUUGUGUGUUUUUGUUUUUUCACCCUUAAAUGCAUAACUUUGCAUUUAUCUACAUUCAAUUUAAUCUGCCAUUUGAGUGCCCAGUCCCAUAAUCCAUCUAUAUCCUUCUGCAGCAAAGUCAUGUGAUGCUUCAUUCCACACCUAUCUUCCCAUAAGAUGAGGUGUGCAGUAUCAAUGUUACAUCUGUGUGGUUGAGUAAUUGUUCACGUUCUCAUAUAACGUGCUACUGUGAAUAAUUAUUUUUAAUGCUCUGCUUUUCAUUUCUUUUUGAAUUUCUAUUCUCUUCCAGAGCGACAAAUGUUUUUGGCCACUUGGAAGGAGAUUCCUAAUGAAAAUGAAGCUCAGUUUCAAAUUAGGGACUGUCCUCUAAACUCAGGUAAGUCCAUAUUUACAGUGUGCAGUACAGAUAUGGGUAUUGUUUAGCCAUGCUGUGACACAUCAAGAGGAAAGGACAAUAAACACACUCUUGUGCGUGUUUUUUUCCCAUUGGUCAUACAAUUUAGUUGACUGAGAGAAUCUGAAUGUUAUUAUUUAUAUAGUGCCAACAAAUUCUGCAGCGCUGUACAAGAACAGCAAUUGGUAUAAUUUUUGUGAUUUAUAACAAAUCACAUUGUAUUCUAUAUUUUAGCAUUUGCAGAUGAAAAGGUUUGCCUUCAAAUAUAAAUAUAUAUAUAUUUGUUAUUUAUCAUGGAUUGUGAUUUAUUUCUUUAUUCCACAGAUGCUGUCAGUAAUAAGCUGCAAGCCAGUGACAUCUUCACAGUGGCCCGACGCACAGUGGAAGGGCAAGACAUGUUGUAUCAAUCCAUAAAACUCACAAAUGGUAUCUGGGUAUUGGCGGAGCUGCGAAUGCAAUCUGGAAGCUCUAACUUAGCAGUAAGAUUAUGUUUCUUUCCAUUACUUAUAUAGCAACCCAGUAUCUUGUCUUAAUAGAUAUGUAGAAAAAAAGAGAGAUUCUGAAACCUUGUUUUAUAGGCUGGACCAGCAGUUCCCAAACUGUGUGCCAGGUGUCGCAAAAUGUUUCUCCAAUGCUAUGAUCGCACUGGAAAACGUUUCUGCUUAACAGGGGCCCGGUCAGGUGCUGUUUCCCUUUAAGACCGCAGCCGAACUAGUGUAGUGUCGACAGGCUGGGAGGAAGUGACAGCCAGUCUCUUCCUUCCAGCUUUGUGCAGGUUGGGAGGGAGAGGAGGCAGCUGCAGAGGCAGCAUGAGGGGGGAGAGAAGGAGCACAAAGAGCUGCUCCAGAACUCUCGAUCCCAGCAGCCUGAACAGAACUACAAGCAAGCCACCCUCUUGAACACACAAGGUAAGCUAAUAGGAAGGUGUCUGUAGAUAUAAAAAAACAUCAUAAACAUGCUUGUGUUUGUGUGUAUAUGUCAAUAUGUGCAUCUGUGUCCGUGUGUAUGCGAACACAUCUGUGUGUCAGGAUGUACAUAUGUGUAUAUGUAUGUCUAUGUAUGUAUCUGUUUGUCAUGGGGUGUGUGUGUGUGUAUAUUUUGGAGUAUGUAUGUGCCAGGCUAUUUGUGUUAAUGUUUAUGUAUAUCUUUGUGGCAGUGCAUGUGCAUACAUCAAGCAAUCAAACACCAGCACAACAUACAAACACACUCCUGCAAUCUAACACAAAUAUUAUAUACAAACACACCCCUUCAAUCAAAUACCGUUACAACACACUAAUGUACGUCCGUAUUUAAAAGCGAACAUUACAUUAAAACACACCUGCAAUCAAACGCAUACAUUACAUAUAAAUACACCCCUGUAUUAAAGCACUAAAAGUAUAUACAAGCACCCCUUCAAUCAAACACCAACUCUAUACAUUAUACAAGAGCGCCAGUAUAUGCUGCACUCUACAGUUACACAACUUUUAAAUAUUUUUUUGUAAAUUUUAAAUAUUAAAGGUGCUUUUGUUGAUCAUAGUGGUUAGUUGGGGUGUAUUCUGAUUGCCCCAUUGUUCUGCUAUUGUCCGUCUGGUGGCUAACGCUAGUCUGGCCACCAGUUUAUUCUGCGCUCUGGUGGGGGUGGGGGUGAGGUUUAGAGAGCAGCCAUAUCCAGGGGUCUCUUGGUAUGUCUGUUUCUAAUAUGUCAGACGCGAGCGUGACCGCUCUUUACCAUAUUUGUAGGACCUGGGGACGUUCCCACCAGAGGUAGAUGUAUGUGCCCUUCUGUGUGCAGCCUUUCCAGCAUGUAUCUGUGGUGGCGAGGCCCACUUGUUUCAGCCUGAGUGGCGUGAGGUACCAUCUGAGUAGGGUUUUAUAGGCUUGCUCUAUAUGGUUAACGCAAAUGGUAAGCAAAGCCGUGGCUUCCCAUAUGUCUGCCCAGUCUGCAGGGGGGCCUAUAUCUCUUUCCCAGGCCUUGGUGUAGAUGAAGGCAUCGUCUGGGGAGUGUGAGUUUAAGAGUGAGUAUAUUUUUGUGAUUUGUCCUUUCUGUCUGGGUGCGUGGAGGCAUGUUUUUUCGAUUUGCGUUGGUUUGGUGGUGGCGGCUGCUCUAUUUUGUGGUUCAUUGAGAAAGCUGCGAAUCUGUAUGUAGCGAAAGUGGUCGAAUGUGGUCAGGGUCUGUUUGUUUGGGGAGGUCCUGGAAGGGGCAGAGUUGUUGGUCUUGGAAAAAGUGGAGGAAUCGGAACAGUCCGUUGUCCUCAAAUCGUGAGAAGUCUUUGGGAGUAAGGCCUGGGGGAAAUUGCUUAUUUCUUAGAAUAGGUGUGAGGGGUGAUGGUGUGUUUAUUAUGGGAUGUUUUGAUGUGAUGUCGUCCCAUAUGAGAAAAGAUGUGGUUAGUGUAGGAGUAGUUUGUGGGGUGGGUGGUCUAUCUUUCUUGGGUAGCCAAAAAAGUAGUGAUGGGUGGUCUCGUUCCAGGAGGUCAUGCUCUAGGUCUACCCAGAGUUUGAGUCCCGGUGGUGCAUGUAGCUGUUGUAUUUGGGCCAAUUGGGCUGCUUGGUAGUAGUGGUAGAAGUUUGGGAGACCCAGGCCUCCUGUUUUUGUGGUUUCGUACAUUGUGGAUCUUUUUAUGCGAGGUCUCCUGUUUGACCAUAUAAAUUUGUAUAUAUGUAUUUGGAUCGUUUUAAAGUCGUGUUUGGAAAUAGGUAUUGGUAGUGUUUGGAAGAGAUAGAGAAGUCGGGGGCGGAGAUUCAUUUUUAUUGAGGCUAUGCGCCCUAUCCAAGAUAUGGACAUGGGUCCCCAUUUUUGCAGGUCCAGUUGUGCUUGGCGGAGUAGUGGUGUGUAGUUCAGGGCAUAUAUUGUGUUCAGGUCUGCCGGAAGAUUUGUUCCUAGGUAGCGUAUAUUGCUUAGGUUGUAUUUAAAUGGGUGGGCUAGUUGUAGUUGUUCCAGAGUGUGUUGUGGUAUUGCUAUUGGGAGGGCCUCUGUUUUCUCCAGGUUGAGUUUAUAUCCCGAGAGGGUUGCGUAUUGUUGAAGUGUUAGUAGGGGUGGUAAAGAAUGGGUGGGGUCCGAAAGUGUGAGGAGGAUGUCGUCCGCAUAUGCCGCUAUUUUGUAUUCUUCUGACCUUAUCUUAAUGCCCUGUAUCAUCUGUUUGUUUCGUAUGUUUUGAAGGAGAGGUUCAAGCGAGAGGGUGAAUAAGAGUGGGGAGAGUGGGCAGCCUUGUCUUGUCCCGUUUUUGAUUACAAAUUCUGGGUGUUUGGUGUUGGGGAUGAGAAGUGUGGCCGUGGGUUGGUCAUAGAGGGCUCUUAGGGCGUCUAGGAAGGGAGUCAGGAAUUUGAAUUUGUGGAGGGUGGCAAACCGGAAUGGCCAGAGUAAUCGGUCGAAUGCUUUUUUGGCAUCCAUUGAUAGGAGGAGGGUUGGGGUCUGUCUUCUGUGUACCACCCAAAUCAGGUUGAGUGCUUGUAUCGUGUUGUCUGCUGCCUGUCUUGUGGGGGUGAAGCCCACCUGGUCAGGGUGUAUUAAUUUCGGUAGGAGUAGUUGGAUCUGGUUGGCUAGGGUUUUAGUGAUUAUUUUGGUGUCUACGUUAAGUAGAGAGAUGGGUCUAAAGUGGCCUGGGUCUAGGUGUGUUUUGUCCGGUUGUGGGAUGAGGCAGAUGUUUGUUCUGAGCAUUUCCUUUGGGAGUGGGUUUCCUUGGAGGAGUGAGUUCCCUAGUGCUGUGAGGUAUGGUAUUAGUGUGUUUGCGUAUGUCUUAUAGUAGAGGCCUGUGAAUCCAUCUGGUCCUGGGCUUUUGCUGGGUUUAAUAGUUUUUAGUGUGUUUGCUAUUUCCUCUGUUGUGAUAGGGGCAGAUAAUUUUUCUAUCGCCGUGUUUGUUAGUGAUGGGAGAGGGGUGUUCCGGAGGUAUGUCUCGAUGUCGUGUGUUAGGGUUGGCGAUGGAUCAGGAUUGUGAUUAUAAAGUGUUGUGAAGUAUUGGGAGAAAAUCCUCGCUAUGCGAUCCGGACUUUCGUGUGUGUUUCCUCCCGGGGAGAUUAUUUUGGUGAUGCGUUUAUUGUGUGUUUUUUGGCGUAGUUUGCGGGCUAAGAGGGUGUCUGCCUUAUUUGAUUUCUCGUAGAAGAGUUGUUUGCUCCAUUGGAGGGCUCUUUGUGAGUCUUUAGCCAUGUAGGAUUUAAUGACUUGUUGGUGAGUUUUGAUCUGUGUUAAAAUUGGUGGGGUUGGGUGUUGUUUGUGUUGAAUCUCUAGGGUCCUUAGCGAAAAGAGGUGGUCCUUCAGUUCCUUUAGUUUUUGGUUUUUGUGUUUCGUGGCUUCAGCUAUCAAUUUGCCUCUUAUGGUCGCUUUGUGUGCUGCCCAUAAUAUGCCUGUAGAUUCUACUGAGUCCUUGUUUAAUUGGAAGUACUCUGUGAGCGUCGUUUGAAUGGACUUAUUUCGGGGGUAUGUGUUGGGUGUUGGGUUUAGUCGCCAUGACCAUGUUCUAGCUGUUUGUGGGAUUGAGAGUAUUAGGGAUAUCUCUGCGUGGUCGGACCACGUGAUCGUACCUAUAGUUGUUGUAAUGUCUUGGGUUAGGAGGGAAGGGGAUAUCAGGAACAUAUCAAUCCUAGAGUAGGAGAGAUGAGGGUGGGAGUAAAAAGUGAAGUCAAGAGUUGUGGGAUUUUGCAUUCUCCAGAUGUCUUGGAGACCUGAGUGUUUCUAUGUUUCUAUGAGUGGAGUACAAAGUUCGAGAGUAGUUUGUCUAUUCUGGCCACUGGGGCUGUUUUGCCAUCUGUGAGUUCCUUGCUGUCCUGUUAUAGUGAGGAAUCUACCCUGAGGGUCAGCUGUGGUAUUUGUGAAGCUGAUGGGGCAUGUGUUCCGGACGAGUAUCGCUACGCCGUUAUGUUUUCCGGUCGGGGAGUUUGCUAAGUGACAUUCUUUGUAGUGUCUGUUUUUAAGUGGGAAUGGUCUUGGGUCUCAAAGUGUGUUUCCUGGAGGAGUAUUAUAUCCGCUCCUGUUCUGUUGGCCCAUCGCAUCAGCUGGUGGCGUUUAGCCGGGUUGUUUAGGCCUUUGCAGUUAAGUGAGAUGCAUUUCAUUGUUUUCAUAUUCGCUAUGGGUGUGGCCCUGUUUAGUUGUUCAGUGUGUGGAGGACCCGGGGUUUCUCGCCCUUUAGGGUGAGUGGUUCGAGGAGGAGGGUUUGUGGAGGGUAGGCUAGGAGCAGGGAGUAUGGGGUUUUAGUGUCUGAAAAGGGGGGGAGGAAGGGUUGUCGGUGUGCCCUGGUCUUACUAUUGGAUCGCCAGGUGGUGUUGGGGGGUUGUAUGUGGUGCCUUUGGGGUUGGGGUAAGUGUGGUGUGGUCCUCUUGUGGGGGGUACUGUGGGUUGUGGUGAGGGAGAGAGGAGGAAGGUCUUUCACAUUCCCGUCACCCUCUCUCCCCCUGCACAAUUGCCAGUGUAUCACUCACGGUUGGUCGGUGGAUUCUUAGUUGGUUCGUUGUGCCUAUUCUUAUGGUAGUUUGUGGUUUGUUGGUACGAGGUAAGAUGUUCCAUUUCUGGCUUUAUUUCUUUUGUGUCGUAUGGAAGUUUGUAUCGUCACUUGUGAGGUUCGCUUAGGAGAGAAAAAAAAACAUUUUAACAUAUAUACAAGGAAAACAUUAACAUUAUGUAAGAUCGGUGGUUUUUGCCCCAGUUGCACCUGUUUGUCGACUUUCAAGGAAGUUUCCUGGUUAGGUGCCUAGAUCUGCCCUAUGUGGGUUUUCUCUUAGUUCUUCUCCCCCCUCCCCCCUUCUGUGUUACUGUCUGUUAUUCUAACGAUUUUGUCGUUGUCUCUUCUUUUUUUUUUUUCCCCUUCCUUCUUUUGUUGUCCUAUAUCCUCUGUGUGAUAGUGGGAUGUACGGUCAGUGUCAUUUGUGUGUGUUGUCAUUAGGUCGUGUGUGUUAUUGAGUUAUUGCGUCUAGUGGUCCGUCUGGUCUGGAGUGUGAUUCUCCCUCCGUCCCCUUCCCUUGUUAAUUCCAGUAUUUGUGUGGUCAGUCCCACCCCUCCCUCUUCGCGUUUCCCCAUUAUCCUUGUGGUGAUCAAGGUGUUCAGCUAAUAAAAUUGCAAGAGUAGUGUCUCUAUAGUUCUUAUUUGUUUCUCUCUUCGGGUCCGUGGCGGUUUUGGAGUGGGGAUGUUCUCACUGGAUCAGUUGAGUGGACGAGGAUCGGGGCUCAUUGAUGUGUGUUGGUGUUUUCUCUUCUAGUGUUGUCAUGAGGUUUGAGCUUUAGCCAUAGUGGUUAUAUAGGUGUACAAGUCCGGUGAGGCGGUGUGGGUCAGCUCUUUUGUGGGGGAGGUUUGAGAGUUUCGGGGGAGUCCCCUGGGGGGUAGUAUUGGCUUUAUCUUGAGCAGUGUCCCGGGGGAGGUUGCCAGGGGCUUUGGGUUCUCAUUUCGUUGGUUCUAGGUCCAUUGGGCAGAUUCUUUGCGGUAAAGUUUAUCUUAUUUGUCGUCUGUUGUUUUCUCCUAGCGGCCUGAACGGUGUGGCAGGGAUUGUCCCCCUUGACGUCUAGUAGCGGUGUUGUCUUCUAUGGCGUGAGGGGGUCUUUUCUGUUUGGCCGGGUGUGGGGAUGUAGAUCUGUCUCUGGAGCAGUCUCUUCCCCUGUAUCCCGUUAGGAGGGUGGGGUUCAAGAGCUGGAUUCCCAGAGAGUCAGCCAUUGGACCCAUUUCUGCGGCUGUGGUGAGGAUAUGGGUUUGGUUGCCUUUUUUGACCAGCAGUUUAAAGGGGUGGCCCCAUGUGUAUUUUAGCCCCUGUUCUUGGAGGGCCAAGGUGAGGGGUUUUAAAUCUCUUCUCCUCUUUAAUGUAGUUGGGGCCAGGUCCUGGAAGAAUGUUAGGCGGACAUCUUUAUACUUGGGAGGACGGUCUCUGGCUAGUUGCAUUAACUUUUCUUUAGUUUGGAAGUAGUGGAGGCGAAUUAUUACGUCUCUUGGAGUAGAGAGAUUCAGACUAGGGGGUCGUAGUGCUCUGUGAGCCCGGUCCAUUUCCAGGAGUGGUAGCGGCAAUUCGGGUGCCAUUGCAGAGAAGAUGUCUUUCAGGGUGGCGCUUAGGGUUUCUGGCUGGACUGCUUCGGGUAGGCCACGGAGUCGGAUGUUAUUCCUCCGUGACCUGUUGUUAAGGUCCUCCAGGUUGUCCUCCAUGGCCGUGAGGCGGCCAUGGAGGUAGGAGAUUUCUUGGAACUGCGAGGUGGAGGCCGCUGUCAGUGUUGUGAGACGUACCUCUGUCUGGUCUGUGCUGGCAUUAAGUGUCUGUAUUUCUGUUCUGAGGCCUGCGAGGUGUCUGCUGAUCUCCUCUGCCACGUGGGAUUUUAUGUCUGCUGUGGCUUCCUUCAGCAUGUCUCUGAGGCUCCCGAUGGUGAGGGGGAUCGAGGGGUCAGAUGUGGGGUCGGUCCCCUCUGGGUCUGUACCUUGGUCGUCCCCAUGAUAGGAGUAGGGAGGCCUCUGGGAGUCCCCCGGCGUGCCGAACAUGGAGGCUACCGACGGUGGAAGCUCCUUUUUUUUUUUUCUGUCGCCCAUUUUGUGGAGCCUGGUGCCGGUCGGUCACUUGGAGGCUGUUUGGGGGGUGUUUGGGCCGUGUGUGAUGCGGAUGAUGGCUGAUUCUGUGCUUGGGGGAGAGGGAGCUGUGAGAUCAGGCGUCCAUCUUCCUCCGCCCCCCUGGAUUAACUUUUAAAAUGAUUCCAUAUAUAUUUUGAUAUUUUAGGAUCUAUAUUUUUUUUUUAAUAUGUUGUAAACAACAUUUUAAAAGUUUAUCUUAAAAUAUUAAAUUGUUUGGAAAGCUUAUCCAACAAUAUGAAAUCAGGACCUUGAUUUGAAAACUUACCUAGAACUCACUUGCCAUUGCUGGUAGUUCAUGCUUUACAAAAUAAAGGGUUAUUCAUUAAAGUGUGAGAUUCAAAGAGAAUUUAAAAUACCAGUCCAAAAUUUUAACUAUUGGGUCUUAAGAUUUUCUGGAAAUCACUUGGAAUUGCUGUAGGUUCACGGUUUAGUGAAAAACCCAGUGUUUCAGUGAUCUCCUAUUAUUGGUCUUCUAUAAAUGUGUUUACUUAAAUCUAAGCUUCAAUUUCUCUUUUCCAAACAGCUCUCUAUACGAUGUCGUGCUCCUGAAGUAUCCCAAUUCGUCUUCCAAGCUUAUGAGAUAAUCCUGAAGAAUUUAGAUCUUUCUUUGUGUUCUGGCUUCCAGCCAUAGUGAAGAUCACUAUCCUUCUGCCAGAGGUUGGCCAUGAAGAAAGGCGGCCACAUGUGCAUGUCUGUGCAACCUUUCUAGACAAGAAAAACAAACAUGGACCAAAUAAUGAAAAGUGUUGAUUUUAUGCUCUUAUUCCAAAACUUUCCCAAAUGUAACAUCUUCAUUGAAGCUAUUGACAGUGAAGUGGUUACGCAAUGUCUUUUUCUGUUUGGUAAGUUUGGUAUAUAGUUAGGCUCUUUUACCUUUCAACAGAACUUGGAUUAAAAUGUGUAAAUAUAUAUUAAAAAAAAAAAAAAACCUCUUCCAAUUUUGAGUUUGACCAUAUUUUUGUAAAUGAAGAUCUUUCUCACUCUAUUGAUUGCCGGCAGAAGUAUUGCAUUUUAAGGCUGCCGAUAUAGUCUCAUUAGCCAGUUGAGCUAUUUCAUUUUGUAGUGCUUCAACUGUGGUUACAACAAAAGCAGGUCUCCAUUUUAUUUUAAUUCUGUUAAAUGAUCAUACUUUAGUUAGAAAUUUGAAUUAAAACUAACCAAUGCAAAUGAAGGUCUUCAAAGUCAAUGUUGUAAAAAAAAUCCAUAUUUUUCAGAUUCCCUUUCUUUUUGUUACACUAAAUUGUGCUGAAAUAAUUUGUAAAAGAAAAAAUAAUCAACCCACUUUUUUCUAGCUGAUUAUCUAUCACAUUAAUACAUGGCACAAUCAUCUCAAAACUAUUUUUUCAUAAACAGCUUAAAUGGAAACAUAAAUAAACGUUGUAAACUCUUUGGGCUAAUGCAGUGUUUUGCUGACAUUAUUUCUUGCAUAAACGUUUGAAUUGCUCUCAGCCAGGAGAGGAAUCCAGUGCACCUAUACACGGCUAGAAAAUCUCCAAGUACCCUCUUUCCUUACAGUACUUUUUUUCUUUCAUAUUUUUAAAGGUGUUUGAAAUACUGGCUUUUGUACUCUUGUGGUUUUUGCUCUGCAGUCCUACAAAAUUCUGACUGUUUAAUAGUUGGGUUUCUUUUUUUGUUAAACUUGCAAUCAGAAAGAUGGGCACUUUUCCAUCUGUGAAUCAUGAAAAAGAGGGCAUUUUCCUCCAUACUCCACUUCUGUUCUGAGUAAUGAUUAAUAUAUACAUAUAUAAAUAAAGAAAUAUAUUGUAAGUCUUCUCUGUGUAAGAUGAUGAAAUUGAAUAAAAGUUGUAGAUGGUGUUCAAAACAUUACUUUUAAUCAGAUAUAUUUGAAACUCAGUUUGACAUAGUCUUCUUAUUAAGGAAAGUAGCUAAUACAGAGUUUAGGAGUAUAGAGAGGACAUCUGUGAACUAAUUUUCCUUUAUUGGUUUAGAGAUUUGCUGCCUAAAAAAUUAAAGCAAUUUUCUAUGUUUAUGACUUUUACUGGUUUUUAUGUGUCUCCUUACCUGUAUGU